This is a messenger RNA of Amaranthus tricolor (Joseph's coat), 1244 nucleotides long. RefSeq names its product (+)-neomenthol dehydrogenase-like. Gene Ontology annotation, molecular function: oxidoreductase activity, acting on the CH-OH group of donors, NAD or NADP as acceptor. Gene Ontology annotation, cellular component: membrane. The transcript has 5 exons. NCBI's taxonomy places the organism in Eukaryota, Viridiplantae, Streptophyta, Magnoliopsida, Caryophyllales, Amaranthaceae. Bases 212 to 1123 code for a protein of 303 amino acids. The record is from RefSeq and is a predicted model, not a curated record.
CCAUAAGAUAAUAAAUUGUACUAGUCACGGUCUCUUACAAGAUUUCUUGUUAAUUGUUAAUUUAUUAUCAAUUCAUAAUUGCCCCUAGUUGCUAGUCGGUUUACUUGAAUUCAAUAAUUGCCCCUUUUUGCUAGUGAGCUACUUUAUAAAAUUCCUAGCAGAUAUUUUCGACCUUUUUGCUCAUCUUUCAACUCCGAAAACACAGAAUAAAAUGGCUUCCAAAGAUGAAUACGAGAGGAUUGCGGUGGUCACCGGAGCUAAUAAGGGCAUUGGAUUUCAAAUUGCGACGCAGCUGGCGGCGGCUAAAGGAACGGUGGUUUUGACUGCAAGAGAUGAAGGAAGGGGACUUGAGGCUAUUUCAAAGCUUCAUAAGCUAGGCUUUUCAAAUGUGGUGUUUUAUAAAGUGGAUGUUACAAAUAUUAAUAACAUCAUAUCAUUGGUUGGUUUCAUUAAGGAAAAGUUUGGAAGACUAGAUAUCUUGGUGAACAAUGCAGGUACUACUGGGAUGGAAGUUGAUGAAGAAGGAUUAAGGGCCUUAAACAUUGAUCAAGCCACUUGGAUAUCUGGGAAAGCAGCCAAUUUGGUGAAAGAUGUAAUGCAAACAACAUAUGAGAAAGCAGAAGAGUGCUUUAACACCAAUUACUAUGGCACAAAAAUACUCACUGAAGCUCUGCUACCAUUGUUAAACCUUUCAACUCACCGCGCAAGGAUUGUUAAUGUCUCUUCCCUUAGAGGAGAGUUAUGGAGAAUUCCUAAUGAAAAGAUAAGAAAUGAAUUUCUGAGCAUAGAGAGUUUGACUGAGCAGAGGAUUCAUGAAUUACUGCAAAGCUUCUUGCAAGAUGUGAAACAAAAUAGACUGAUAGAGAAUGGAUGGCCCUUGAUGUUGCCUGCAUAUGGGAUUUCUAAGACAGCAGUGAAUGCCUACACCAGGCUUCUUGCUAAGAAACAUCCUACAAUGUACAUAAAUUGUGUGCAUCCGGGAUAUGUGGAUACAGAUUUAAGUUGGCAUACUGGACCAAUGAGUCCCGAAGAUGGAGCAAAAGCACCUGUCAGAUUGGCCCUCUUACCUGAUGGUGGCCCAACAGGAUGCUACUUCGACCAGAUGAAUGUAGCCAGUUUCUGAUCGUAUUAUAAAGGUUAUUUAUGUUACUUGAACUCAAAAACUCGUGUCAGAUACAAGAAUAUGCUUCGUGUCAUCACGCUAAGUAUUUCAUUAAUAAUGAACAAUGUGUUCUUAAAAUUUA